Messenger RNA from Carica papaya (papaya), 1166 nucleotides. RefSeq names its product RmlC-like cupins superfamily protein. NCBI's taxonomy places the organism in Eukaryota, Viridiplantae, Streptophyta, Magnoliopsida, Brassicales, Caricaceae. The record is from RefSeq and is a predicted model, not a curated record.
AAUCUCCUCUCUGUUUUUUUUCUCCUCAAUUUUCCCAUAAAGAAAAUAUUUCAAUAGUUAUUUUCUCACACUUGAAUUCACCAAAAACAAUAAGAUGCCUGAGGGAGAGAAUUCUUCUGUGGGAGUUCGUGAACCCAGAUUAGUCGUGAGAAAAUUCUUGGCUAGACAGCAGCAUGAAGGAGUUGGAGCCAUUGUCAGAAGAAGCAUAGGAAGGUUUGAGCUGAGAUACUUUGAUCCUUUUCUGGUUCUGGAUGAAUUUUCAGUAACUGCUCCUGCUGGAUUUCCUGAUCAUCCACACAGAGGGUUUGAAACAGUCACCUACAUGUUACAGGGAGCUGUUACACAUGAAGAUUUUGAAGGGCAUAAAGGAACCAUAGGAGCUGGAGAUCUGCAAUGGAUGACUGCAGGAAGAGGAAUUGUUCAUUCAGAAAUGCCUGCAAGUCAGGGAACCCAAAAGGGUUUGCAAUUGUGGAUCAAUCUCCCCUCAAAGUACAAAAUGAUUGAACCAAGAUAUCAAGAAAUGUUAAGUAAAGAUAUUGUAAAAGUUACAAGAGACGGAAUUAGUGUUAGGGUAAUAGCAGGAGAAGCCCUAGGGGCUAAGUCACUAAUCUAUACUAGAACACCAACCAUGUAUUUGGAUUUCACUCUCGACCCAGGAGCUAAGCUCCGACAACCAAUACCAAGAUCAUGGAAUGCCUUUGUUUAUGUCUUAGAAGGCGAUGGUGUGUUUGGCAACUCAAAAUCUUCGUCUGUUUCAGCUCAUCACCUUUUAUUAUUAGGAUCUGGGAAUAUGUUGAAGGUAUGGAACAAAUCAACAUCUAAACCCGUGAGAUUUAUUUUGGUUGGGGGUGAGCCAUUGGGUGAGCCAAUAGUGCAAUUUGGUCCAUUUGUGAUGAACACACAGGAAGAAAUUGAUCAGACUAUUGAAGAUUUUGAGAAUUUUACUAAUGGAUUUGAGAAAGCAAGACAAUGGAGAUCUCAAGCUGCACUCCGCUUAGAUUUUUAGUUAUUUUUUAAGUGAUAUUAGAAUUUAAUUUUUUUUAAAAAAAUAAAGAAUAAAAUAUUUUGAUUAUUAUGUAAAUUAAUUACUAUUUAUAGUAAUUAAUUAAGUUAGAUAUAUGGAUAUUCCAGUGUUACAUUCAUUUAUAUUAGUUUGAAUAGGAAAA